AUGGACGCCACAUUUGACCUCCCAGACUCUACGGAUUGGAUAGCGACGAGUCUCCCCGCUUUCGAACCGCUUGAAGCGGCUUUGCGCUGCGAGAUGUGCAAGGAAUUCUACUCGAACCCUGUCAUCACAUCGUGUUCGCAUACUUUCUGCUCGAUAUGCAUACGAAGGAGCAUAGCUGCAGACGGCAAAUGUCCGAGCUGCAGGACGGUCCUGUCGAGCGACAAGUUGGCCCCGAACAUCGCCGUGAGGGAGGUCGUCAUGCGCUUCCAAGAGGCGAGACCGAGAGCACUCGAACUGGCGCGCGCACAUAAAGAACAAGAGAGUGGGAUAGAAGCGGGUAGCAACAAGAAGAGAAAAUUAGACGACACGGAUAUGGAAGACGGCGAGGAUGUGAGGCAGACAAGGUCACGGCAGACUCGGAGCAGUCGGCGCAAUGCGGGCUCCAGUGAUGCGCCAGUCGAGGUACCAGAGAGCGGGGACGAUGGAGACGAGGACUUCAUGCCUGAGGGCAUGGCGAAGUGCCCAAUAUGCAGCGAGGCCAUGAAGCAAGAGCUGGUUUUCAAUCAUCUGGACGUCUGCACCGGGCAGAGCUCGUCGCAAGGGCGAACUACCCGCUCGAAAACCAAGACUUCCUUUCCUGCAGCAUUACAAAGACAACAGAGAGAACCCUCGCCCCCACCGAUUCGCCUAUCAACGCUCAACUAUUCGAUGAUGAAGGAAGGUGCGCUGCGCAAGAAGCUACAAGAGAUUGGGAUACCCAAUUGGGGCAGCAAGGACUUGAUGAGGCGCCGGCACAUCGAGUGGCUGAACAUCCACAAUUCGAAUUGUGACGCAGACGAGAGGGAACGGAGACCGAAAAGACAGCUCCUGAAGGAGCUUGAAGAAUGGGAGAACACGCAAGGUGGAAGAGCAGAUGUCAAGGAGAGUAAGGUCAUGAGGAAAGACUUCGACGGCAGCGGGUAUGCCAAGUCCCAUAAAAGCGACUUUGACGACCUGAUCGCUCAGGCGCGAAAGAAACGCGCUGCGCCAAAGCCAGAGAACAAG
This is a messenger RNA of Didymella exigua CBS 183.55, 1044 nucleotides long. RefSeq names its product DNA repair protein rad18. Gene Ontology annotation, molecular function: ubiquitin protein ligase activity; single-stranded DNA binding. The transcript has 2 exons. NCBI's taxonomy places the organism in Eukaryota, Fungi, Ascomycota, Dothideomycetes, Pleosporales, Didymellaceae. The annotation marks the transcript as partial. The record is from RefSeq and is a predicted model, not a curated record. Gene Ontology annotation, cellular component: nucleus; Rad6-Rad18 complex. Gene Ontology annotation, biological process: protein monoubiquitination; DNA damage tolerance.